Molecule: messenger RNA, 378 nt
Organism: Penaeus indicus
Lineage: Eukaryota; Metazoa; Arthropoda; Malacostraca; Decapoda; Penaeidae
Exons: 3
Coding region: 76-363 (95 amino acids)
Source: RefSeq, a predicted model, not a curated record
CCGAGUUGCAGCUGAUAACGGAGUAGCAGGCAGCGAUAAAUACUCCAGGCGCGCAGUUUCGCUCAUUACUCCACGAUGGCCAAUAUGUGGUUCGGUAUUCUCUCCCUGGUGGUGGUAGUAUGCAGUGCUUCAGGGGCGAACCUGCGGCCAAAAGCACCUUGCUCCCCCCCCUUUAAGGAAGUGGGUACGAAUAAAAAGUGUGUUCUUGUGAAUAACCUUAACGUUGGGACCUGGAACGACAUGCAACACUACUGCUCACUUCUAUCAGCAAGUCUGGUCAAACUCGACAACGCGACGGACUUCGCUGAUAUUGUACAGUAUAUCAAAAACGAAGGUAAGAACCACUUCUCAUGGCCGAAGUAGGAGUUUUUUUUAGGG